CGGGUGUGAUCCGAGCGGCCUCGCCUCACCGCCUAGCGCCCCCCUCAGCCGCCGCCGCCUCCGUCCGCCGGCCAUGUCUCCGGGCCGCCGCCGCCGCUCGAGCGCCGAGCUCCCGCGGCCCGGCACGCACUGAGCGCGGGCCCGUCCUCCGGUUCGCCCGCCCCGGGCCCCUUGUUCUCCGCGCCGCCGCCGCCGCCGCCAUGUUGGGUUUAGAGCCGCAGCGGAGCCGCCGCCGCCGCCGCGGGUGAGGGAGGCCGAGAGCGGAGCCCGCCCCGCCCCGGGGCCCAGGGAGCGGGGCCGCUUCAGAGCCCGGCCUCUCCCCGCCAGCUGCCUCCCAGGCCCGCCCGUCCUCCGUGCCAGCCGGCGGGCGAGCGCAGGACCCCGGCCGCGCCUUCCGCUCCCGGCCCGAGCGAGCCCGCCGCUGCCGGGCCCGGCCGCAGCCUGCAGGGGAGCCCACGAGAAUCAGCGCCAUGGCGGAGCAGACCUACUCGUGGGCCUAUUCCCUGGUGGAUUCCAGUCAAGUGUCUACAUUUCUGAUUUCCAUUCUUCUUAUAGUCUAUGGUAGUUUCAGGUCCCUUAAUAUGGACUUUGAAAAUCAAGAUAAGGAGAAAGACAAUAAUAGUUCUUCUGGGUCUUUCAAUGGCAACAGCACCAAUAAUAGCAUCCAAACAAUUGACUCUACCCAGGCUCUCUUCCUUCCAAUUGGAGCAUCUGUCUCUCUUCUAGUAAUGUUCUUCUUCUUUGACUCAGUUCAAGUAGUUUUUACAAUAUGUACAGCAGUUCUUGCAACGAUAGCUUUUGCUUUUCUUCUUCUCCCGAUGUGCCAGUAUUUAACAAGACCCUGUUCACCUCAGAACAAGAUUUCCUUUGGUUGCUGUGGGCGUUUCACUGCUGCUGAGUUACUGUCAUUCUCUCUGUCUGUCAUGCUUGUCCUCAUCUGGGUUCUCACUGGCCAUUGGCUUCUCAUGGAUGCACUUGCCAUGGGUCUCUGUGUCGCCAUGAUUGCCUUUGUCCGCCUGCCGAGCCUCAAGGUCUCCUGCCUGCUUCUCUCAGGGCUUCUGAUCUAUGAUGUCUUUUGGGUAUUUUUCUCAGCCUACAUCUUCAACAGCAACGUCAUGGUGAAGGUGGCCACGCAGCCGGCUGACAAUCCCCUUGAUGUUCUAUCCCGGAAGCUCCACCUGGGGCCCAACGUUGGGCGUGAUGUUCCUCGCCUGUCUCUGCCUGGAAAACUGGUCUUCCCGAGCUCCACCGGCAGUCACUUCUCCAUGUUGGGCAUUGGAGACAUUGUGAUGCCUGGUCUCCUGCUGUGCUUUGUCCUUCGCUAUGACAACUACAAAAAGCAAGCCAGCGGGGACUCCUGUGGUGCCUCCGGACCCGCCAACAUCUCUGGGCGCAUGCAGAAGGUCUCCUACUUCCACUGCACCCUCAUCGGGUACUUUGUAGGUCUGCUCACGGCUACCGUGGCCUCGCGCAUUCACCGCGCCGCCCAGCCUGCCCUUCUCUAUUUGGUGCCAUUUACCUUAUUGCCACUCCUCACAAUGGCCUAUUUAAAGGGUGACCUCCGGCGGAUGUGGUCCGAGCCGUUCCACUCCAAGGCCAGCAGCUCGCGCUUCCUGGAAGUAUGAUGGAUCCCACGGAAAGUGACCAGAGUGGCCAUCGUAGUCCUUUCUCUCAACUCGUGGUUUUGUUUCCUCUUAGAGCUGGCCUGGUACUCAGAGACGUACCUGUGUAAGGGACUGCGUGUGACUGGAUUUUGCGUUUAAAGGGAGCUCGUUUGCAGGAGGGAGGUGCCGGAGCCCAGUUCGGUUCCUGCUCUUCUUGCGGCUGUAGACGCGGAGCCUCUUCCAGGAGGGACAGCUCUCCCCAGCGCUCCUUCCUCCCCGGUUUUUACGGAUCUGCCCCAGACUGUCUGCACCAGACUGUCACCUUGCGGGGGAGAUGGAGAUUUGACUGUUUAAAAACUGAAAACGGCAAGGAGUCGUUCUAGAACUUUUGAACACUAAAAGGAUCUAAAAAAAUUAGCAAACCGAAGUUUCUUCAAUGAACCCUCGAGAACUUUGGGACCAGUUUCCUGUGGGGGACUCAGUUUCAGAGAACUGGGACAGAAGCUCUUCUGUCGUUAUAUUCUUCUUUCCUUUUUUUGGAUUUAUUAAAUAUUUUCUGUGGUGUGAAGUGACUUAUUAAAUCCACAGACAUUGAGUGACUUCUUACAACAUCCGCAUCAGAAUCUGUUGUAAUGAGUUCAUGUCCACCCCGCUGUCGUGUUGGCAGUGAACAAGGGCAUGGUUUUAUACAUACGUACAUAUAUGCACACACACACACACACAUAGGUAUCUAUGAAUAAACAAAUUAAAACCUGCUAA
Molecule: messenger RNA, 2363 nt
Organism: Lemur catta (Ring-tailed lemur)
Lineage: Eukaryota; Metazoa; Chordata; Mammalia; Primates; Lemuridae
Gene: SPPL3
Product: signal peptide peptidase like 3
Exons: 11
Coding region: 471-1625 (384 amino acids)
Biological process (GO): membrane protein proteolysis
Cellular component (GO): Golgi-associated vesicle membrane; cytoplasmic side of endoplasmic reticulum membrane; lumenal side of endoplasmic reticulum membrane
Molecular function (GO): aspartic endopeptidase activity, intramembrane cleaving
Source: RefSeq, a predicted model, not a curated record